Messenger RNA from Alternaria novae-zelandiae, 1296 nucleotides. RefSeq lists its product as uncharacterized. The transcript has 2 exons. Gene Ontology annotation, molecular function: 1-alkyl-2-acetylglycerophosphocholine esterase activity. NCBI's taxonomy places the organism in Eukaryota, Fungi, Ascomycota, Dothideomycetes, Pleosporales, Pleosporaceae. The coding region runs from base 1 to 1296 and encodes 431 amino acids. The record is from RefSeq and is a predicted model, not a curated record.
AUGUUGUUGUUUAGAUUGAUGCCACAACUACUGUAUUACAUUUCUAUGCCUGUACACCAAAACGCCGAACUCCUCGCUCCCCCGCCGAAGUCCGAUCGAUGGCCCGUUAUGAUGUUUUCCCACGGACUGGGAGGCACCCGGAACGCAUACUCGCACAUCUGCGGCUCACUCGCAAGUCACGGAAUCGUAGUGGUAGCAGCAGACCAUCGCGAUGGCAGUUCGCCUCUCGCCAUCCACCACACACCCGAAGAGAAGCCGAAGACGAAGCGCGUUGACUACCGAUCGAUUGCACACAAGGCGAGCACAGAAGUAUACGAGGCACGAGACGAGCAACUGAAGAUAAGGCUAUGGGAGUUGGGCAUGGUACACGAUGCAGUCUUGAAAAUCGACGAAGGACGUAAACUCAAGAACGUAGCCCAAGACCAACCCAAGGGAAAGAACCUACUCAGCAUGUUCUCCAACAUCCUCAACAUCCACGAGCCCGGCUCCAUCAGCUACGCAGGCCACUCCUUCGGCGCCUGCACAAUGGUGCAAUUCGUAAAAUCCGUCUACCACCGCCCCCAAACGUCCACCCCGUCUUACAAACCCCUCUACACCCCCUCCUCAGACUCCAGCCUAGUCCAACAAAUCACACCCCAAAACUCCGUCACCCUCCUCGACCUCUGGACGCUCCCCAUCCAAAGCCCCGCCACAAGCUGGCUCCGCUCCAAACCCAUGCCCUGCUACGAUUCCCCGUCUGGCGGCAAGAGCCUGCUAGCCAUCGCCUCGGAAGGCUUCUACAACUGGUCCUCCAACUUCCGCGAAACGAAAUCAAUCUUAUCUCCUCCCUCGCCUUCACAAUCCAGAUACACAAACCAACCCGGCCCCCACAUCUUCUACCCCAUCGCCUCAGCGCACCUCUCGCAAUCCGAUUUCGGCGUCCUGUUCCCCUGGGUCACAACCAAAGUCUUCGGCGCGAAGGAACCUGAACGCGUACUCAGACUCAACACACGCGCGAUAUUGCAGAUGCUGAGGGAGAAUGGGGCGAGGGUUGCGAAUACGAGUGCGGCGGAUUUGGAAUUGGAGGAUGAGCCCGGCCCGGCGAAGGGCUGGAAUUUGGUUAAUGAUACUACGAUUUUGAGUCGGACGAAGGAUAGUGUGAGGGGUUGGGUUAAUAUUAGUGUGGAUGGGGAGGAGGAGAGGGGGGAGGAGAAGGUGGUGAGCCCGUUGGAGAAGGUGGGGAGUAAGGGGAAGGGGCCUGGGGAUGCGGUGGUUGAGGGGGAGGCGCUAGGGCAGGUUGUUGAGGGGAAGGCUUGA